CCGCCGGCUUCCGCGAGGGCCGGCAGUGCCCCGCAGGGGUAUCGAGGGCGUCGUUCCCGAGAGCAGGGCGCGCCCGGGCGGUCACCUCUAGCGCGUGGAAACUCCCCUCUGCAGCCGGAGCGGAGCGGUGCCGAGCUGAGCGACCUCUGCCCCAGCUCCGUGUCGGUGCCGGGGAGGUGACUGCCGAGCAUUUCAGAUCUGUUGGGUGAAUCAGUGCGUCACCAUGCUGGCUGCAAGGCUCGUGUGUCUGCGGACACUACCCUCUAGGGUUUUCCACCCAGCAUUCACCAAGGCCACCUCCCCCACCGUGAAGAAUUCCACCAAGAAGCAUCAAUGGCUCUUAACACCCAGCAGGGAAUAUGCCACCAGGUCAAGAUUUGGAAUCCGCCGGGGAAAAACUGCCCAAGAACUCAAAGAGGCAGCGAUGGAACCAUCAGUAGAAAAAGCAUAUAAAAUUGAACAGCUAGGAAAAUGCUUCCUUGCCGGAGGGGCUGCCGUGGGUCUUGGAGCGUUGUGCUACUACGGCUUGGGCAUGUCGAAUGAGAUAGGGGCCAUUGAAAAGGCUGUAGUCUGGCCUCAGUAUGUGAAGGACAGGAUCCACUCCACCUACAUGUACUUGGCAGGCAGUGUGGGCUUCACAGCUCUGUCUGCCUUGGCAGUAGCCAGAAGCCCUGUUCUCAUGAACUUCAUGAUGAGAGGCUCGUUGGUGACAGUCGGUGCAACUUUUGUAGCCAUGAUUGGAGCUGGAAUGCUGGUGCAGUCCAUACCCUACGAGCAGCAGCCAGGCCCGAAGCAUCUCGCCUGGUUGCUCCAUUCCGGUGUGAUGGGAGCGGUGGUGGCGCCUCUAACCAUCCUGGGCGGCCCCCUCCUUGUCAGAGCGGCGUGGUACACGGCCGGCAUCGUGGGCGGCCUGUCCACCGUGGCCAUGUGCGCGCCCAGUGAGAAGUUCCUGAACAUGGGCGCGCCCCUGGGCGUGGGCCUGGGCCUCGUCUUCGCCGCCUCGCUGGGCUCGAUGUUCAUCCCGCCCACCACCGUGGCCGGCUCCGCUCUGUACACGGUGGCCGUGUACGGCGGGCUAGCGCUAUUCAGCAUGUUCCUUCUGCACGACACUCAGAAAGUCAUCAAGCGCGCGGAGAUCACGCCGGUGUACGGAGCCCAGAAGUUCGACCCCAUCAAUUCGAUGCUGGCGAUCUACAUGGAUGUGUUAAACAUAUUCAUGCGAGUGGCCACCAUGCUGGCAGCGGGCGGCAACAGGAAGAAGUGAGCCCCGCACCGGCCUGGGCCACGCCGCGCGCCUCGUUCAGCAGGCGAUGUCGGUGGCACUCUGGUGAAGCAGCCCUGCUGAGGUGUGGCGGAGGAGGAGGCCGUGUCGGACGGCUCAGUGUUCAGGAACGUGACCCCGAGGUCUGCUCUUUUAGAGAAUAAAUUCCACAGUUCUCUUCCAAAUAAGCACAUAAAUACUUCCAACUCUCAUAUCUGAGUAAUUUUAAGACACUUUGUUGAACAAAUACAAAAACUAAAGUUUAUGUUAGGAGGACAUGUAUUUUACCUAAUUUUGAGUUUACUAGAGUAAGUGAAAUUUAGCAUAUGUGUGUGUGCCUGUGUCAUUUUGGGGCACACUGUUUUUGGGGGUUUUUGUUUGUUUUUGAGAGAUGUCUCUGUGUAGUUCAGGCUGGCCUUGAACUCACUGUGCAGCUCAGGCUGGCCUGCACUCAGGCCAGGAACUGAGGCCGUCCUCCUGCCUCAGCCUCCGAGUGCUGAGGUUACAGACACGCACCACCACGUUGGACUGGGACGCUAAACACUGGAGUGAUGCUGCAAGUGAUGUCCAGGCUGUGGCACAGAGACCAGAGUAGGCUCCCGCACCACUGUCCCCGCUCUCGGGCUCUAGCACACCCCAGACUGGUGAGGCCUGUUUUUGUGCUUGCCUUUGGAUGGAGCCGGGCUCCUCCCCUGCUCUGCAGCUGGGUGCUGUCUCCACGGAGCUGCGUCGGGAUGCUGCCGAGUGUCUGUCACCUUGGCUGUCCCCAGUGGGAUCGUGUCUGUGAGUUUUCCUUCGGCUUCUCUAAAGCAGCAGAUCCCUGAACAUCUCUAAGUCAACUGUUCAAAACACGACAUUUGCUGCUUUUUACAGUACACAAGCAGCAUGCUUACAGCCACCAGGAUUUGUGGCAGCAGUGCUGAGGUCUGAUUGAAUAUGUGCCGACUUUUUUCAGCUCUUCAGUCUUGAUGUCAUUAGAAAAACCUGCCGUGGCAUACACCAGGGAUUUUUAUCAAAGCAGCUUUUCUCCUAAGCUGCUGGACUCGCCUUCCGUCUUAGGUGAAGCACUGUAAAGCAAAGCUAGCCGCCUGAAAAAGUGGAUCCGAAGUGGGGUGGGGAGAGUGCGCCAAAGUUUGCCCAGCAGUUUUCUUUGUGUCCUGCGUGGACCAUGACGGCACACUUCUCAGUGCUUGAACACAGAACCAGAAGGAUUCAGUGGUGGGAAGAAGUCUGUACGAUUGCUUAGAUGAUGGGUACAUUUGGUAAGUAUUUAUUGCAGAAAUCGGGAAAUGACUUUUAACCAUCUCAUAGUGCGUAGAAUGCAUACUUGUGAAACAAUAAAGCUUCUGCCCGAG
Messenger RNA from Cavia porcellus (domestic guinea pig), 2616 nucleotides. RefSeq names its product growth hormone inducible transmembrane protein (gene Ghitm). Gene Ontology annotation, cellular component: mitochondrial inner membrane. The record is from RefSeq and is a predicted model, not a curated record. Bases 224 to 1264 code for a protein of 346 amino acids. Lineage: Eukaryota; Metazoa; Chordata; Mammalia; Rodentia; Caviidae. The transcript has 9 exons.